UCUUGUUCGAUAUUACCAAUUAUCACCGUCAGAGAGGCGACGAACAAUGAGAGGCCCAUCCAAGAGCUGCUUAAUCCCUUCUGACAUGGAGCUCAACGUUGGGUCUUAGCUGCUUGGGCUAGCCGAACCCCCGGAUCCACGGUCGAUGCAACCCUCCACUGUCUGAUAUCUGGCACCCUAGAAGUAAUACUAGUGGAGAGGGUUCUGAUUAGGAUCAGGAUGCAUACCAAAGAGCUGGUUAUCCAAAAUAAGUUCGGACGAUCGGAUAAUGAUGGGAUUAUCUGGCAGCUGCAACCUACUACUCUUUCCCUCCUUCCUUCCCGUUAAGUAAGUAAGGGCCUGCCUUGUUUUUAUACCGAAAUUCCUGCCCCAGAUACACGCUGUACCUGCAGUAUUCACAAACAUCUCCAGUCAGACCAGCCCUACCACACUUAUUCCUCUUCCUACCUACUAAGCCAAUUCCUCUUUUCCCCUUGUAUUAUAAUUAUCCACUUACCCAACCCAAUCGAGACUGGACUUCACCCCAACACCAACAUUCCGAUAUUGGGAUAUUGGAGGUGGCCAGCAUGGAGAACAUUCUCGACAGCCACCCCGAAUAUGUAUCGACUUCGCGGUUAGAUGAUCUGCGCGCUACCGAGUAUGGCUACCUUGACGAGCAGGACCACGUCUACCUCGACUUCACAGGCGCAGGACUCGCCGCCCGAUCCCAAAUCCGAGCCCACGAGACUCGACUCCAGCAAACUCUUUGCGGCAACCCGCACUCCAUUAACCCCACGAGUCAAUCCGCCACUCACCUCGUCGAGCAGGCGCGAGCCCGCGUCCUAUCCUACCUCAAUGCCUCCCCUGAAGAGUACACUGCAAUCUUCACCCCAAACGCAACAGGCGCUGCGAGGCUCGUUGCGGAAUCAUACCCCUUCACGAGACGAACCAGGCUCGUUCUCACCUCCGACAACCACAACUCCGUCAACGGCCUCCGAGAAUUCGCACGCCGAAAACACACACGGACCACUUACGUUCCAGUCCGCGCCCCGGAGCUGAGGAUAGACCCGUCUGACCUCAUGUCAGCACUAAACCUUCGCAGAGGUGGCUUAUUCGGCUCAGCUGCAGCUGCAGCUGCAAAACUAGCUCUGACCCCACGAACCACCAACGACGACGACACGGUCAACACCAAAUCCAAAAAGAGAGGUCUAUUUGCGUACCCUGCCCAAAGUAAUUUCAGCGGCGUCCGUCAUCCGCUGUCAUGGAUCAGCGUCGCGCAGAAGCAGGGGUAUGACGUGCUCCUCGAUGCGGCGGCGUACCUGCCGACCUCCAGACUCGAUCUGUCCGCAGGAUCCGGCGUCCAACCGGAGUUUGUCAUCGCGAGCUGGUACAAGCUGUUUGGCUACCCGACCGGCGUUGGCUGUCUCAUCGUACGACGCGAUGCUCUGGCGAAGCUCGCCACCUCACGGCCUUGGUUCUCGGGUGGAACCAUCACAGCGGCAUCAGUUGGAAUUCCCUGGCACGUCAUGGCGCCAGAUGAGGCUGCCUUUGAGGAUGGAACGGUCAACUUCUUGUCAAUACCGGAUGUUACUGUUGGGCUGGACUGGUUGGAAGGCAUUGGCAUGCCGUUGAUCGAUACCAGAGUCAGGUGCCUCACCGGCUGGUGCCUCGAUCUUUUACGGAAUCUCGAACACAGUGACGGGUCGCCCAUGGUCAGGAUAUACGGCCCGACGGAUAUGAAGCUGAGAGGGGGAACGAUUUGCUUCAACUUUUUGGACAUUGGUGGAAGGGUCGUCGAUGAGAGACUGGUUGCCAAAGAAGCCUCUGUCGAGAACAUAUCACUACGAACGGGCUGCUUCUGUAACCCCGGUGCUGGAGAAGCUGCCUUUGGUCUGGACAAGAGGGCUUUGUUACCGCUCACCGGCAUUCAGAGUGACUCUCUGGACGACUACGUCAGGCUUUUGGCACCUGUGGGUGCCGUACGGAUCUCGUUUGGGUUCAUGACGACGACAAAGGACGUGGAUCGCUUGCUGGACUUUGUAAAAAGGAGAUACACCGACAGGCUGACAACAGCUAAUGGCCUUCCGCCACACGAACACUGUUGA
Molecule: messenger RNA, 2084 nt
Organism: Colletotrichum scovillei
Lineage: Eukaryota; Fungi; Ascomycota; Sordariomycetes; Glomerellales; Glomerellaceae
Product: aminotransferase class-V
Exons: 1
Coding region: 567-2084 (505 amino acids)
Source: RefSeq, a predicted model, not a curated record